CAAAGUCAAAGUUAGAUGAGUAGUCCAUUUCUUCAUGUUUGAUUUUUCUUCAUAAUAUAUGGUAGCACGCAGUUAAAUGGCGGUGGGCAAAAUAUUAUAUUUCCACAGAGAUAAAAUCUGGUUCGAAAAUGGCGCCUUUCUUCUUCUUCUUCACUACAUUCCUAUGUUCUCUUCUUCUUCUUCCCGCCAUCUUUCGGAAAUUCUGUGUUGGAAUUGAUACGCUUUUUCCAGAUCAAACUAUUGUAGUUGGGCAAACUUUGAUUUCCCAAACCCUAAAUUUCGAGCUCGGAUUUUUCUCCCCUGGAAAAUCCAGAAAUUAUUUCUUAGGGAUUUGGUAUAAAAGCACACCGGAGAUCGUAGUCUGGGUUGCGAAUCGGAACACCCCUAUAACAGAACCACAAGGAGUAGUCUUAACCAUAGUUGGUAAUCAAACCCUAGUUAUACGCAGGGGCGAAAUCGUAAUUUGGUCGUCGGAGGAUUCUUCAUCGGUGGCAUCAAUUCCGGUGUUACAGCUCUUAGACACUGGAAAUUUGGUUAUUAUCGACAAGGCAAGUGGAAUUUGGAUAUGGCAGAGCUUCGAUUACCCAACUGACACGUGGCUGCCAGGUAUGAAGAUGGUGAGUGACGUGGAAGCUGGUUUGGACAAGUACUUGACAUCAUGGAGAAAUUGGGAUGAUCCUUCGCCUGGAGAUUUUGUUUUCAGGAUUGAAAACGAGGGAUUGUCUGAGAUAGUGCUUUACAGAGGUACGAGGAAAGCGUUUCGAACGGGGAAGUGGAACGGGCUUUACUUGGACGGCGUUAUACCCUUUCCGAACCAGGUGUUCAAGCCUGAGUUGGGUUUCAAAGACGAGAGGUUGAUAUCGAUACGAGUGCCCUACGAACGCUCAAUUAACUUAAGAUUAACACUGGAGGCAUCUGGUUUGCUCAAGCGCUAUACGUUGAAUGCUGGAAAGGAUAAGUGGAAUUCAAUGCAUAUGAUUCCACGAGAUCUGUGCGAUGAAUAUGGCACGUGCGGUCCUAAUGCUAUCUGCAAGAUUGAGAAACCGAAGAUAUGCGAGUGUUUUAAAGGGUUUUCCCCGAAAUCGGAAAAAGAUUGGGAUCACGAAGAUUGGUCCGGUGGGUGCAUUAGGAGUACGCCGUUGAAUUGCACGGGUAAUGGAGAUGGCUUUCUUGAGGUUAAAAGGGCGAAAUAUGCGGAUAUGUUGGAUUAUUGGUUGAAUAGCAGCAUGAGCCUCGGUGAAUGUCGAGCUCGGUGCUUAAGAAACUGUAAUUGCACUGCGUAUGCUAAUCCGAUCAUAACUAACGAAACCCAUGGAUGCUUGAUGUGGUUUGGGGAGCUCGUUGAUAUCAGAGAAAAUCCUGCUGCGGAUAUUAGGCAAAUAAUCCACAUUCGUUUACCAGCUUCAGAAAUAGAUGCUAGCACCAAUUUGAAGGAGAAGGAGAAAAAAGGCACCGCAAAGCUAAUACUGAUAUCAAUUGCUGCUGGAGCUCUUGUUUCGGGGUUUAUCAAUGGAGCUAUACUUUUGAUGACAAGACGAAAGAGACGAGCUGCCAAAAAGAACGAUGGUAAUGAUUUGGAAUUGCCUAUAUUCAAGUUGGCAACUAUUUUGGCUGCAACAAACAACUUCGCCAAAGAAAACGUAAUCGGAAAAGGAGGGUUUGGUCCUGUCUACAAGGGCAAUUUGUCGGCAUCAGAAGAAGUAGCCGUUAAAAGAUUGUCAAGAUCUUCAAGUCAGGGUAUUGAAGAGUUAAAAAACGAAGUAUUUUUGAUUGCCAAGCUUCAACAUAGAAAUCUCGUCAGGCUUUUGGGAUGUUGCAUUGAAGGAGAGGAGAGAAUACUAAUCUACGAAUACCUGCAGAAUAAAAGUCUCGACUAUUUUAUUUUCGAUGAGAAUCAAAGGAUGCUUUUGUCAUGGCCUAAGCGCUUCGACAUUAUCAUGGGGAUCGCAAGGGGACUCAUGUAUCUGCAUCACGACUCCAGAUUAAAGAUCAUCCAUCGAGAUCUGAAAACGAGCAAUAUCCUACUAGAUGCAAAUCUAAAUCCAAAAAUUGCAGACUUCGGCUUAGCAAGAGCUUUUGGAGAAGACCAAUCUAUUGCUAGAACAAAACGAGUUGUCGGUACAUAUGGCUAUAUGGCUCCAGAAUACGCAAUUGAUGGGAAAUUCUCGGUGAAGUCUGAUGUAUUCAGCUUGGGAGUUGUAUUGUUAGAGAUAGUAAGUGGGAAAAAGAACAGAGGUUUCAACAACCAUGACAACUGUCAUACCCUUUUGGGACACGCGUGGUUGUUGUGGAAAGAAGACAAGUUUCUGGAGUUGAUGGAUGAAAGUUUAAACGAAACAUUCGUCGAAUCUGAACUGAAAAGAUGCGUACAAGUCGGGCUAUUAUGCGUUCAGAAAUUUGCAGAAGAUAGGCCGGUUGUGUCGUCUGUGCUUUUCAUGUUGGGAACCGAUGGAGCUGUUCUGCCUGAACCGAAAGAGCCUGCGUUUUUUUACGAGAGGAGUUUAAACCCUAUUACAAGUGUUUCAUCGCCAAGUAUGAAAUCGGAUAAUAACACGAUGACUAUUACCGAUUUGGAGGCGAGAUAAGGAAGUUUCAGACAUGGUACAAAAUUUCUCACUUUGUAUACACUCUUAACUCAGUAUAUCUAUGUCUAACUAAUGUACAUUUAUAUAUAAUUUUUUUACUAAUGAUCGUACCGUAUAUGUAUUGACCGUUCUUUCGGAAUGUGUUUAUUGGCUCGGGUAUUUUCCCGUUGAUUGAAAGAGCUCGAAUUGGUUUUCUCGAAUGAGCUCGAAUUAGAGCUCGAGUUUAUUUAUAUAAUCUGGAUUUAUAGCUC
Messenger RNA from Erythranthe guttata (spotted monkey flower), 2836 nucleotides. RefSeq names its product G-type lectin S-receptor-like serine/threonine-protein kinase At4g27290. Gene Ontology annotation, molecular function: protein serine/threonine kinase activity; ATP binding. Gene Ontology annotation, biological process: protein phosphorylation; recognition of pollen. Gene Ontology annotation, cellular component: plasma membrane. NCBI's taxonomy places the organism in Eukaryota, Viridiplantae, Streptophyta, Magnoliopsida, Lamiales, Phrymaceae. The record is from RefSeq and is a predicted model, not a curated record.